AUGUCCCAAGUUGACCGAAGCCGAGAUUUAUUUGAGGCGGUUAUGCAGAUUAAAAGGGUAGGCGGCAAAGAGGCCCUGAGCUUGUUUUUCACUCUUGCUUCCAGUAUAUGGCUGAGCAGAAAUAAAAAACUUUACGAAGACGAGAGUUUAAACAUGAGCUCUACCAUAGAACAUGCUAUUUCGAUGCUACAUUUGUUUGACGGGGUCAAAACUCAAUCGAGCUCUGCUUUGAAUAGCUUUUGUGCUUGGAAAGCUCCUCCGACAAAUUUUUUGAAACUGAAUGUAGAUGGUGCGACUUUUUGUCACCUUCACAAGGCGGGGAUUAGUGUUGUUCUAAGGGACCAAGCAGGAAAGGUGUUAAUGACUGCCUCAAAAAGAGAUUGGGAAGUGGCUGAUCCAGAAAUGAUAGAGUUUCUCGCAGUACUUCGAGGGCUUCAGCUUAUUAUGCCGAUGGGAAUCUCUCAUUUAGUCAUUGAAUCAGAUUGCCUCUUAGUUGUUUCACAGCUCAAUGACGUCGAAUCUAUUACCACGUCUCCUUGGGGCUCAAUCAUUGCUGAUAUUAGACGCCUUUUGUUUUCCUUUAUGGAUGUAACAAUAUGCCAUGUUAGUAGACUAGGGAAUGGGGUAGCUCAUGAACUAGCUAGACAUGCGUGGGAAGUGGAAUCCAUUCAGAUGUGGUGGGAGGGAUUUCCAGACUUUAUCUCUCAAACUAUUUGGCUUGAAAGUCAUCUGUAA
Messenger RNA from Fraxinus pennsylvanica, 735 nucleotides. NCBI's taxonomy places the organism in Eukaryota, Viridiplantae, Streptophyta, Magnoliopsida, Lamiales, Oleaceae. The record is from the annotation of a GenBank genome assembly.